AUGGCGAUUGACUUCAAGGAUGCGUGCUGCUGCUGGUCAAAGUUGUUAACCGGACGUGCGUGCAGAUUCUACAACGUGAUUUGCUGUCCCUUUGUGCUCUGUAUCUGGGCUACAAGCAUCUACUGCUGUGGAUGCAUUCGGGUCUACCUCAAUCGCGGCCUAUACAAGUUCUGCUGCUGUCUCUGCCGAGCCUUCAACUGCUGCUGGCUGUACACGGACAAGGAUUUCCCUCCAGAAGAUGCCUCGCUCGGAGAUGUGAAAGGGGACAGCGCAGCUGGUGACAGAGAAGAAGGCAAGAAAUUUGCUGGUCAAGCAAAGUGGAUCAGGGGCGGAAGAUUUCCAGUGCCCAAAGACAAGGAGGGACGACAGCGCCGCAUGCAGCUCUUCAGUGAGCAGGUGGACAGCAGGGAUAUUUGUCAAGGUGCUCUGGGAGACUGCUGGCUUCUGGCAGCGAUCGCUUGCUUAGCAGAGCACAAAGGGGCGAUUCAAGCUGUGUUCAGGACGAAGGAGGUAAACCCUCGUGGCAAGUACGUCCUUCGGCUAUUCGAUGGUGCAAAGGAGAAGUGGGAAAUCAUCAUUAUUGAUGACUACAUUCCAUGCAACAAGGCAAGUCACGAACGGGAUGGCACUUGCAAGCCUCUUUUUAGCAAGCCGAACAAGAACGAGCUGUAUGUGAUGCUCAUGGAGAAGGCCUUCGCCAAGUUCUGUGGCGGAUAUUCUGCUUUAGAGGGCGGCCAGACCAUCUGGGCCAUCCGCGCGAUGACAGGAGACCCAGCGCGGCUCUUCUACCGAAGCGAUGCUUGCGACAACUGGCAACGGAAGGACCUGAAAAACUUUGACGAUCCGCAUGACAAGCGCAAGUGUGGUUUGUAUGCGCGCGACGAGAAGAUCGACAAUGAGACCAUGUUUGAGAUCCUGCGCAAGUACCACAGCUUGGGCAGUAUACUAUCGGCUUCAGGAUCCAGUGGUGCUGAUGGCUUGGUGACGGGCCAUGCCUACAGCAUUCUCCAGGUGAGAAAAGUGAACGAUGGGUUCAUGGGCAUCGGAGGGAAGGAUUACAAGAUGAUUCAGAUCCGGAAUCCGUGGGGGGCAGGAGAGUGGAAAGGCGACUGGAGCGACAAGAGCAAGCUCUGGGAAGAGCAUACUGCGGUCAAGAAGCAGCUGGAGUUUGAGGAUGUUGACGAUGGCGCAUUUUGGAUGAGCUGGAGUGAUUUCAUCCAAAACUGGAGUAGGAUAGGGGUUGUGGAUCGCACCGUCGACAUCAACUCGCUCAGCCUGCACGUGAAGGAUGACUCCGCUUGCGCUCCAACGCUCGGAUGUUGUCGUGGAUGUUGGGCUCCAAGUUUGUGCUUUGACCCACGUCUAAACUGCAAAACAUUGGCGAUAUUAAGCAGUUUGUAG
Messenger RNA from Symbiodinium natans, 1401 nucleotides. The record is from the annotation of a GenBank genome assembly. Lineage: Eukaryota; Dinophyceae; Suessiales; Symbiodiniaceae.